GGCAGGAGGAAAGCUCUCCAUUGCAAAAUUGGAUUUCCAAGAGGCAGACAAUCAGUGAAGCGACUUGUCACAUCAAAUCAAGAAAGAAAAUGAGUUGCUCGGCCCAGAGAGACGACGUGAAUGUGAGAGAAGAAGAAGAGUGAAGGGCACGGGUAGAACAAAAAAAGAUCUCAUCGCCCACAAUUUCUGAAAUAAUAUUUCUCUCCGAUGCCGUGUGGCCAUGAUGAUGAUGAGCCUGAGGAUUCUCCACAACAAGCCCGACUGUCUCUUGCUUGACGUGAGACUACAUUGUUGCUGCUUAUAACCUCGCAUCCAUUAACGUGCUCCCCGUUAAAGGCUCCGCAGAGCUGAAGGAGAAAGCAACCCUUUGGAACCAGCUCGCCCGCCGCACUCCGCUCGUUCCUCAUUUCGCUCUCUCUCGCUCCCUCUCCAUGCACGCUCAAAUUGCACUUUUCGCAACAACUUCAAUAAUAGCGAGCGUCCGUCUCGGCUUGGGCUGGAGGCAGGGGAAUUGCAAUUUGCAAUUUAUCCAUACAUAAAUUGAAUAAGUAAUAGAAUUCAAAUGGGGAAAACGACUCGGUCUUCAUCGUAUAGAACUAUUUACCGACUUGCUUAAGAGUGUGGUAGUAAUUUAGUUGCUGGAGAAAAAUGUCUGGAGAAAGAUCAGCCACAAAAUGAAAUCCCAUUUUGUCAACAUUUCGUUUUAAAUUAUCUCAGAGACAACUAGUUGUGACUAAAAAGCUGGUGUGCAUACACAUGUAAUUUGCAUAAGAAUAAGGCGUAAGAAUGGAUCUCACACAUACAAGUUCUACGGAACAGCCUUUUUUUAACUCCCCGGAGGACGGAGAACCGCAAUCCAUUACAACAAGGCUUUUCCACUUGGCAAUGACCGUGGAUCGGUUCUACACACCGUUCUUGUUUCUCUUUGGAUUGAUCGGCAACUGUCUCACCAUCAUUGUUUUCUCGUCAAAGUCUCAAAAUGCUCGUGGGAGUUUGUCCUCGUCUGUGUAUCUCUCCGCCUUGGCGAUAAGCGACAGUGGAUAUCUCAUCAAUCUUUUAAUUAUGUGGUUAGACAAUGUGGGAUGGUAUGGUUUAUUGACCAACUCCUUCAUGUGCAAAACCGUGAUGUAUACUGCAACUGUAACUGGAUUUUUGUCUGUACAGUUUGUUGUUUGCUUUACACUUGAAAGAUUCGUGGUUGUGUGUUACCCCCUAUUUAAACCAUCUCAGUGUACUGCUUCCCGUGCCAAAAAAAUUGUCUUGGGACUCAGUCUUACGGCAACAUUGGCAUUUUCCUAUAUUUUAGUUAUUGCUGAUGUUCAAACCUUCAGAUUGUACCCUGAACAGCAUCAAGAAAAUUCAGAAUCAUUGCCAAGCGAUAAGAAGGCUCAUGAAUCAAUGUUCGAUCUCUCAACCUCCGCCAAUACAUUCUCACCGGGAAAUGAAAUGCUAUCCAAUUACUUACAGGUGAAUCGCUCUUUAAAUGUCCCGGAGAGUUUUCAAAGCGAAAUGAAAUACGGCGAAAUUGAAGAUGCUACGGGCAGCAACAAACAAACUUGGGCUAACAACGUAGAUGAAAGUACUAAGCUUGUUGAUGAGCAAGAAUUAGUCUACAUGUGUUCAGUUCCGGAAAAAUAUCACAAGCUAUCACGGGUCAAUAGUUAUGUUGACAGUAUCCUCACGUUUAUUUUACCAUUCUUGCUCAUCGCAAUCCUCAAUCUGAAAAUCAUAUUUUGCGUGAAACGUGUAAAAGGCCACAGAGAAAGCAUGCUGGCCAACACUAAGAUUCACUAUCGUCAAUCUCACAAGCCACAGCCCAUCUCCGGACCAGAAGGAAAAGCAAAAUUGAAGGACUUUUUUACCACGUUCCACUACAUCAAGAAAUCAGCAGGGGGUCGCAACCAAGGUAGAAAAAAGUCGAGACGAGCCAGAGAGGCUGCGGACUGUCAGAAUAUGGGAUCCACAAGCUCGUUUGCCUCAUGUUCCAACAGCAACUGUCCGAACAGUCAGAAGAGGCUAAGAGAUCUCGAGCGGAAUGGGUCGAAAAGCUUAUUGAAACAUAAUGCAAUCAGCAUUGAGAUGGAGGACAGUCAAAGCAGUCCUGGUGAAGUGACUCCUCCUUUCAAGCCCAUCGUGACUCCGAUGACCCCGACGGCUACGGAAAUCAGAGUAACGAAAACUUUACUCUUGGUCUCAAGUGUAUUUCUUCUUCUUCACUUCCCCUCACAUUGUAUUCGUGUCGCUGCUUUUAUUGAGUCCAUUGGAUCUGGGUCUAAGGAAACAUUACAACGACUAAACGUUGCACAACACUGGGCAAACAUUCUGUUUAAUACCAAUUUUGCCAUCAACUUUCUCCUGUAUUGCUGCAGCGGAAAAGCAUUUCGUCGUUCCAUCAAGAAUCUUUUUUCAAAGGACUUUUUCUUCCGAAAAGCUUGUAGCCGAAGUCCAGGGAAUAAUGCCAGCACGACGAUGCUCACCACACAACUCACCCUCCAAACUGACUCUGCUUCCUGCAAAUACAACACUCGCAUUCGUCGAAACCUUAGCGAAGCCGAGGAAGAAGAUCGGUUGUGAGCAAUUUUAUGAUUUUUCGUCGCAGUCUUACAUUUCCUCGAGGUGUGAGACAUCACCAAAUUGCUCCUACUGCACGGCACGUUUUUAGAACUAUUUAACGUCAUUUCAAAUCACUCAAAUCUGCCAGUUUAUAGAGUUCUUCAUUCCGUAUAAAGAAUCAAAACAAACACAUUUAUGUAAUUAUGUAACAUAAAUACAGAUGUAAUGUUUUUAGGAUGAAUGUAAUGUUGGAAUGACAAUGAAUUUGAGUGCUUGAUUAUGUAACAAAAAAUCAUUAUAAAUAAAUUCCGACGAAUCUCAAUACAAA
Messenger RNA from Folsomia candida, 2881 nucleotides. RefSeq lists its product as uncharacterized. The transcript is spliced from 4 exons. The record is from RefSeq and is a predicted model, not a curated record. Gene Ontology annotation, cellular component: plasma membrane. Gene Ontology annotation, molecular function: G protein-coupled receptor activity. NCBI's taxonomy places the organism in Eukaryota, Metazoa, Arthropoda, Collembola, Entomobryomorpha, Isotomidae. Gene Ontology annotation, biological process: G protein-coupled receptor signaling pathway. The coding region runs from base 787 to 2574 and encodes 595 amino acids.